This is a messenger RNA of Oppiella nova, 1062 nucleotides long. Lineage: Eukaryota; Metazoa; Arthropoda; Arachnida; Sarcoptiformes; Oppiidae. The record is from the annotation of a GenBank genome assembly.
GUGGCGCUAGUUGCGACAAUGGUGUUAGUAACAGGGUCAAGUUCGGGUAUCGGUGCCGGGAUCGCCAAAUUAUUUUCACUAUUGGGCGCCAAUGUGGUGGUCACCGGACGUAACUGCUCCCGGAUCGAGAGUGUAGCUCAAGAAGUUGAACAAUUAUCACCUAAUAAGCUCAAGCCAUUGAAAGUGAGGGCUGACCUCACGAACCAGUUCGAUGUCCGGCGCCUAUACGAUACGACUGUUAAUACAUUUGGCAGACUAGAUGUGUUGAUAAAUAACGCGGGUAUUUAUCCCAACGAUAAUAUCACGUCACCGAUGCUUAUCAAGGGCUGGGAUUUGGUCAUGAAUACUGAUCUGAGACCUAUGGUCGAGCUCAUUCAAUAUGCCGUUCCUCACCUCCAAAAAACUAACGGCUCAAUCAUUGACGUGUCCAGCAUUGUGGGCAUUGCCCCGGCGGCCGCCCAUUUAUCCUACAGUACCUCAAAGGCCGCGAUCGUACAGCUCACUCGCAUACUGGCGCUCGAGUUGGGACCACUGGGCAUACGUGUCAAUACGAUCAAUCCCGGUGCUAUUGGCGUACAACGGACUGUCGAGGGCUUUAAGGAUGCCAUCGAUGUAAUGGUCGCGCGAACGCCUAUUCGUAAAUUAGGCCACGCCUUGGAUAUCGCGAAGGGGGCGGUGUUUUUGGCCUCCAGUGACGCCCAGUUUAUUACCGGCGCUAAUCUCGUGAUCGACGGCGGAUUGUACGGCAUACGCGAGCAACUGCUUCGUUACGACGACGAUUCCGAUGAUAGUGAUCCGGCUAAAAAGUAUAGCGCCAAGUUCAUAUCGGAUGGCGUUAUUGGACCCGAGUCGACCCCGAUCAAAAAUUUGCUAAAUAUUACCCAGAACUCAAUGCCGUACUUUGUGGACAGACUCGCAAAUACCGAUGUAAUGGUGGGCGAGUUGUUGGUCACCCUGAAACCCGAUGUGGUAUUUGUGGAUCAAAUAAUAGGGUUGCCAUCUGUGGUUAAGUCGGGCAUACUGUGGGUACUCGUAUGUAGUUGUAAUCCCCUGUAUUUGUAA